Messenger RNA from Pieris macdunnoughi, 6222 nucleotides. Lineage: Eukaryota; Metazoa; Arthropoda; Insecta; Lepidoptera; Pieridae. The record is from the annotation of a GenBank genome assembly.
AUGGAAGGAGUUGCAAACUGGCGUCUCCGAGUAGAAGAGAGCAUAUUAGACACUCACAAUGGAGUUGUGUUGGAUCGGAAUACAUCUGACAUUAUAAGUAUUAACACCAUAGUUCACAGCGAAGGAUUAAACCGCGGUCCAUAUAUUGAUGUGAAGUAUGAAAAUUCGCGAUUUACCGUGGCAACUAGAGCCAACUUCGCGGAAUACGAGGAGCAUGAAACAUCUAAAACUAUGAGAGUAACAGUUUCGUUCAACUGCGCGCAAGGAUCAACCAAUCAACCUCCGCUAGUUAUUCAAAUAGAUAUUAUAGAUACGAACCAAAACGCCCCCCGAUUUCUUCCGUCAGACAAUUAUGAAUUCACUGUGAUUCCCCCUUUACCUCCGGGAUUCUUAGUGACAGGUUGUGACAAGCAAAUUAUAGCCAGAGAUAUCGACUUGACAACCCAAAGAGUCGAUUUCACCAUAGAAGAAAAUGAUUAUUUCGAAAUAUUUUACGAUUCGUCUCCUGCGACAAAGGAAUUUUCAGCAACAUUGCGAGCCAAGAUGUUUAUAAGAUCAAUACCAGACGAUCUUAGUUUAAAAAUAAUGGCAACAGAUAUGGAUGAAACAAACGAUCCGCCACUAACAACGGAAGGCACCGUUCGGAUAAUAUCAGAUACACAAUUUCAAUUGCCAGAGGAAUUGCAAUUUUCGAAUACAUUCUAUUUAUUGAAUUACACUAAUGAAAACUUGGCAACUGAUGAAUAUAUAUUCUUGACUAGAGGUUACGAUAAUCAAGUAAAAUUUAGCUUCGAAGGAGAGCACUCAGAAUACUUCGAAAUGACUCCAAAUGAUAAUAGAAUUACGUUCAGGGUGAAAACAGAAAUACCUACUGAAACUUUACGAGAACAACAAAUAUACCUAAUAGUUCGAGCUGAGAGAGAACACACAAGUGGAGCUGCAGCUACCAUUAUAAUACAACUACCUAGUGCUAGAGAGUUGAGUUUUGAAUUGCUUUCUUAUAAAGGUGUAAUAGAUGGUAUUAAUUUAGUGUAUCAGGAUAUAUUUUUAAAUCAAGGCUUUAAUGAAGAUGUUGUUUUUGGGAUUCGAGGAGAUUAUGCCAACCUUUUUAAUCAUAGAAGCAAUGGAAACCAAUUACUUAUAUCUUUGAGAACACAAUUACCUCAAGAAAUUGUAACCUCAAACAAUAUUAUAACUUUGGAAAUUACUGCAACUGGUGACUAUACCAAUACAGCGGCAUCUACCCUCAUUUUUGAAAUAAUUAAAAAUGAUUUAACUACACCAGUUUUCGCAAAAAAAAUAUAUGAGGGCAAAUACGUAAAUACUACACAUGUUACUAUUGAAGAAAUAAGUUUAACUCAAGGGUAUGAUGGGACAGUGGACUUUAACAUUUUUGGAGAGCACGCCGACUAUUUCAGAAUAGAAAACGACGAUGACAAUGUUAUAGUAUCGUUAAGGUCCGCUAUUCCUGAGGACUUGAUAUUUUCAGCCAAGAUUUUUACUUUAUACAUUGUUGCUACAAAACCGAACACUGUUGGCGGUAACGCCGCUCUUGUCAUAAGGUUUCCGAAUGAACUAACCGAACUUGCUGUUAUGGAAUUUUCUAAGCACACAUACAUUGGAAAGUUGGAAAACAAAGCGGUAUCUAUAGAAGAUGUUAUACUAGAAAGUGGUUUUACGAACCAAGUGCGUUUUAUCUUAAGUGGAGAAUAUUACAAUUAUUUCACAUACUCUACGAGUGAAAAUGUUAUAUCUAUUUCGGCAAGUGAAGAAUUACAUCAAAAUUUAGGAAACGAAGACAAUAUAAUAUUAAACGUACGAGCAGAAAGAGUUAAUGCUAUUCCUGUUACAACGUCCGUUAUUAUAAGUAUAGUUAAGAAGGAAAUAAUACCACCUGUUUUCGAAAACCCUUAUUAUAUGGCAAUUUACACAGAAAAUGUUGGAUUACAAUUUAACAAUAUUAUUAAAUUAACAUCUGGGUUUGAUGUUACUGUUACCUUUUAUUUACAAGGCGAACAUUCGCAAUGGUUUUAUAUUACUGAAAGUGAAGAUUCAGUUAUAUUACACGCAAAUACAAUAAAUUCUAUACCGAAUGAUUUUAUAGUAAACAAUAAACAAAUUGUGUUAACAAUUAUUGCGGAAAAACCAGAGGCGACAGCAGGAAGAACUGUUAUUGUAGUUGAACUUAAUGCAGAAGAUAAAGACAGCUCGCUAUCGUUUGAAAGGGUAUAUUAUGUAGGAUCUUUAGAUAAAAACAAAAUCACUUUGGAUACAAUUAACUUAAGGGGCAAUCUUGAUGAACCAUACACCGUUACCUUACAUGGUGAUUUGGCCAACUAUUUUAGUACAUCUACACAAGGCGAUGGACUAGGAAUAAUCCUUCAGCAAGAUUUGCCAGAAGAAGGGCUUCCAGAUAAUAAUAUAAUAACUUUAGAAAUAAGAGCAACACGAGAUACUACUAUUGCUCAAGCAACAGUAGUUUUAAAGAUAAUAAAAGAAAUUGACGACACACCAACCAUCAAACCAAUCCGUUUUUACCGUGCCUACUAUACCGGCCAAUAUUCUACUAAUGGGUUGAGUUUUACCGACAUCAUUUCGCUUUCGGGGGGUUUUGAUGAUACUGUAGAGUUUAACUUAGACGGAGAAUCAUCACAAUGGUUCUACAUAACUCAAGAUGGAAAUUCAGUAAGAUUAUACGAAAACUCAGCAAAUACAUUACCCGACCACGUAGUAGAAAGCAACAAUCAAAUUGUGUUUUCUGUUUUGGCAAAAAAGCCUGGAGCCCUUUCUGCAGAAGCUGCUAUAUUUAUAGAAAUCAUACAGGAAUCCUCCGAGAAUUUACGCUUUGACCGAGCAUACUAUGUCGGAUCUUUAAAUAAAAGUGGUGUAACUUUGGAUGCUAUAACUCUAAUCGGCAACUAUGACGAUACAUAUUCUGUUACUUUGCAUGGUAAUUACGCAAACUACUUUUCUAUAACACCUCAACGGCCAGUAUUCGAAAUUGUUCUUCAGCGGGAGGUUUCUGAAGAUCUACUCAAUAAUGAUUUUAUUACAUUUGAGAUACGAGUUUCGAAAAAUGAUAUUAUGACAGCGAGAACGACAACAAUUCUUAGAAUAAUAAAAGAUAAUGAGCCUCCGGUUAUUAAUGGAAUUCAAUUUGAUCGUGUAUACUAUGUUGGGAGGUAUACAUCAGAAAAUGUAUUUACGUUUGAAGACACGAUAUCACUUGCUGAAGGAUACGACGAAACUGUUACAUAUUCUUUAUAUGGAGUUCAGUCUACAUGGUUUGAAUUAGUUCCAACAGGAAGUUCUGCUAAAUUGGCAUUAUCUCGGCAAGUACCAUCUGACGUGGUUAGUAGUAAUUCACAGUUAAUUUUUGAGGUCCAUGCCAAUAGAGCUAGCGAUACAGCAUCCGCAAGAUCAACUAUUAUCAUUACCAUUAAAGAAGUUGGUGAUGGAUCUACUCCUAUCAUGAAGUUCGACCGACAGGCAUACGUUGGUACCAUAAACCAGAGUGAUAUAUUCUUGGACCCAAUAGUUUUAGCCGAAGGCUACAACGACGAAGUCAUAUUUAGUUUAAUAGGAGAACUCAGUGGCUAUUUCAGUACACCGAAUGAGCGAAAUGUAAUAACCUUGACUCUUCUACGCCCAAUACCAGAAGAAAAUAUUCCUAUUAAUAGACUUAUAACAAUUGACAUCCAAGCAACAUCGGAAUAUACAAGCGCGCGUGCUGCGAUAGUUUUAAAAAUCGUUCGAAAUGAAGAAUCAGUGGAAAAUAUAAGUUUUGAUAAACCAUAUUACUCGGGAUCUUAUGCAGACGCUUCAGAAUUCAGCUUUGACUUCAUAAUUCGAAUGGAAUCAGGCUUCGAUGAAACAAUCCAAUUUAAAUUAGAGGGAGACCACUCAACUUGGUUUCGACUGCGGCAAUCUGGAAACUCCGCUGAGUUAGAACUAAGUUCCUCCAUACCUGAAAGUGUAAUAAACAAUAACAAUCAACUCGUAUUCGUUGUAUACGCACAAAGAGUGGGCUCUGAAGUGGUUCUUACCCGAUCGGUCAUUAUAAUAGUCGUAACAAACGAUCCGACAACAAAUGUGAAAUUCGACAAAGUUUUGUAUUUAGGACGCGUGGAAAAUAAUGCUGUGGUUCAUGAAGCGAUAACUGUUGUGGAAUUUAGCGGAAAUAUUGAAGUUUCAGGGGAAUAUAGCCAACUAUUCAGAGCAACUAUCACUAAUGGAGUCGUCACUGUAACGCUUUCUGCUACGAGCGUACCAUCAAUUCUUUCGUAUGUCGCCUUGAAUCUGGUAGCUGAUGAAGCAAGUGCUGUACUCCUUCUAGAUAUAUAUGAAUCGGAUACUCCAGUGGAGCCACCUUCUCUAUCAUUCAGCUCUUCAUCAUACAUACUAGAAGCCAACGAAGGUUCCACGGGAGAGGUGGGUCGAGUAUCCGCAACCGCCGAUAAUGGGGAGACUGUGAUCUACUCUUUGGAGAUAGAAAAUGAACACUUAAAGCAACGUCUUACAAUCAAUAACAAUGGAGAGAUACAUCUAUCGGCUUCAGCUAAUCUUGGUGUCUACAGUUUCAAAGCAACAGCCCGAACAAGAAUAUCACAAGUCUCUGCUUCUACAUCGGUUCAGCUGACAAUCAUCGAACUUGGAACCACGUUCAAUUUGCCACCUCUACUCGUCCUAGAACGCGAUGAAGAAGAACCAUACUUAAAUCUAGUACCCCUAGACCGUACGAAGCAUCCGAACUGCGAAUACAGCCUUGCAAAUAAAUGGCCACUGGACCAAAAUUGGCUUUACGUGGAUUCAGAAGGGUUACACACACGUUCUAUAGACAGAGAACACGACUCAAUAGCCUUCAUGCCCGUAUCUCAAAUUCAAGUGGAACUGAACCUAAAUUGUAAUAGAAGAAGCAAGCGUUCAAGCAAGAUUCUAGACUACGGUUCCAAUAAAUGGAUUCUAACGGAUAGUAUCUCCUAUAACCCAAGUAGGACUUUGGUGAACCUAAUAGUGAGGGAUAUAAAUGAUAAUGCUCCGAAAUUUGAAGCCGAUUCAGUGACAGUUGGGUACCCAAGCGGGGAUUUAGCAGAAAUUGUGUUACCGAGAGCAUUAGCCGAGUUAAAAGCAACUGACGCAGAUAUAGAAGAGAAUGCAUUAUUACGAUAUAUGAGUUCGGAUGAGAGGUUCGUAGUAUCUCCAACAUCUGGUUCCGUUCAUUUGAGGAAUCGUGUUACUUUGGAAGAUAACACUCGGCUGGUGGUGGACGCUGUUGAUCGGAAUGGUACCGGGCUUAAGGGGUCUGUGGAAAUUAUGGUGCGGUUACUUGAUAGAAAUCAGAUAGCCGUUGUAACAGUUCCAAGUGGAUUUCUUGACGAUGAAUCAACAAUACUGGAUGAACUGACUAAGGCUGUUGGAUAUGAUGUAAAACCACUUCGCUCUACCGUAAUUUCGGAAAGCCGUUAUGACAACGAAGGAGACAAAUCAAGGGUGCGACGUGAUGUAAAUACAAAUGGUGCCUCGUUAAGACUUUAUGUUUAUGGCCUAAAACAGCAUGAACCUGUUGAUGUCACGCAACUGACUGAUGAUCUUAGUAACAGCAUAGUAACGGUCAGCUUGGCCCGUGUCCUAUCACUGGAAGAUCAUCUAGAUGAACUACAGAUAUGUCCUGCUUUUGAACGUGAGAUUGGAUUGUUAGCGGCAACUAUAGUACUAGCAGUGUUACUUCUUAUCAUAAUUGUAGUUUUCGGGGUAUGGUUCUACUUGCGAAGGAAAAUAGCGAACGACUACAAUCAGUUCAGUGACCAAAAUAGUUUGCGUUCACGAAACGAUUCUAUCGAAUCACCAAAAGUGACCCCUAUCUUUACAACACCAAGGCUUAUAGGAAUAGAGGAACUACGAAAGAGUGAAAAAAAGCUUCAAGAACGACUCGAUGCUCCCAAAGAAGUGCCAGAAAAGCCAUCAUCUAAAAAUGUUGAGAAAACUGAAGCAAUAAUUGAUGUUUCCGAAAAUGAUUCCAAAUGGCCGAUUGUAAUUCAAUCAAUUGAUAAGUUAAAAGAUAACACUGAUGAGUCUGAAGAUGAUGAAUUUGGAGAAAAGGUCAAAAGGCCAAGAAGAAAAUCAGUUGUCACGUUUAACGAAAAUGUCGAGAAAAUUAUACAUCUUGAAGAUGUGUCGAUGGAUGGUAACUCAGAGGCAGAUCUUGAAGUUCACAAAUUUUAA